Molecule: messenger RNA, 2078 nt
Organism: Cyanistes caeruleus (blue tit)
Lineage: Eukaryota; Metazoa; Chordata; Aves; Passeriformes; Paridae
Source: RefSeq, a predicted model, not a curated record
AUGGGCCUCAGUGCCUCAGAGACAGAUCUGCUGCAGCACGGCCCUGUCCAUGGGCCUCAGUGCCCUCAGAGACAGAUCUGCUGCAGCACGGCCCGGUCCAUGGGCCUCAGUGGCUCAGAGACAGAUCUGCUGCAUCACGGCCUCACCCACAGCCGCCGUCCCCUCAGAAAGCAAACCCGCCCAACAGAGCCUCGGCCCGGCUGCAGGCCCUGCAGGGUGUUCCUGCUCCGCUGGGGGUUUAUCCAUGGCCACGCACUUCCAGGUGCUCCAGCACGGCCUCAUGAGCAGCCCCCGGUGCUUCAAGCUGUACCUGCUGCAGCACGGGCCUGUCCUUGGGCCCCGAGCCUUCAGGGCUGCCCCUGCUGUGGCACGGACAGCCCCGGCCACGGGCACUUCCAGACGUGCCCGCUCCACUGUGGACUUUUCCGUGGCCAGAAACUGUCCCAGACGUACCUGUGCCACCGUGGAGCCACCCCAGGGCACCGUCCCUGUGGCUCGAGCGCACAGCGGAGCUGCAGCGUGUCCGGGACAGCGGCACAGGAGCAGCAGCGCCAGGUCCGGGACUGCCGCUUGACCAGCCUCCUGGAUCUGGCCUUGGAGAAGGACUAUGUGCGCUCAAAGAUUGCAGAGUACCUGAACUAUCUCAUUGACAUUGGUGUAGCAGGAUUCCGACUUGAUGCUGCCAAGCACAUGUGGCCUGGGGACAUAAAAGCAUUUCUGGACAAGCUGAAUAAUCUAAAUACUCGAUGGUUUUCUGAAGGAACUAAACCUUUCAUAUACCAGGAGGUAAUUGACUUGGGUGGAGAGCCCAUCAAAGGCAGCGAAUACUUUGGAAAUGGCCGAGUGACAGAAUUCAAAUACGGUGCCAAGCUGGGGACAGUGAUCCGCAAGUGGAACGGAGAAAAGAUGGCCUACUUAAAGAACUGGGGAGAAGGCUGGGGCUUUGUGCCUUCCGACAGAGCCCUGGUCUUUGUGGAUAACCACGACAACCAGAGAGGACACGGGGCUGGUGGAGCUUCUAUUCUCACCUUCUGGGAUGCCAGGCUCUAUAAAAUGGCGUCUGGUUUCAUGCUUGCCCACCCGUACGGGUUCACCCGUGUGAUGUCAAGUUUCCGCUGGCCAAGAUAUUUUGAAAAUGGAAAGGAUAUCAAUGACUGGGUUGGGCCCCCAAGUAACGCGGAUGGCUCCACAAAGCCUGUUACAAUCAACGAGGACACGACCUGCGGCAACAACUGGGUUUGUGAACAUCGCUGGCGUCAGAUCAGGAACAUGGUUAUCUUCCGUAACGUGGUGGAUGGUGAGCCUUUCUCCAACUGGUGGGACAAUGGCAGCAAUCAAGUGGCUUUUGGCCGUGGUAAUAAAGGCUUCAUCAUCUUCAAUAAUGAUGACUGGUCCUUGAAUGUAUCUCUGCAGACCGGUCUGCCUGCUGGCACUUACUGUGAUGUCAUUUCUGGGCAAAAGGAAGGUGACUUCUGUACAGCAGUUGAAGUUCAUGUUGCUGCUGAUGGCAUGGCUAAUUUCCUGAUUGGGAAUGAAGAUGAAGACCCAUUCAUUGCCAUUCAUGUUGAUGCUAAAUUGUAACCAGAUGUGUUGUGCAUGUGCUCUUCCUUCUCCUCUGUAUCUUUGUUAACAGCAGACAGAUGUGCCGAAUGUCCUGGCUCUCCACACUGCAUGAGCCAAGACUGAGCAAAGUGUGUUAGCUGUAACACUAAUGAAAUAGUGAACAGCUGCUGUACAGAGAACUGGUGGUGCCAAUGCAGAUCUGGGGGUGGUGCUAUAUAUCUGUGCAUUUGGAAGUGCAAUUUAUUCAGUUAAGGUACUAAUAAAAAAUGGAAGGAGAAGAUUGACAUUAUUAAAUUUAAAAUCACGCUGUUCUGUGCAUAAGUGGAAAUGUAGUUCUCUUUAGGGGCAAGCAGGAUUGGGAAUCGACAGGCUAUCCAUAAACCAAGAGAAGACCCCUUUGUGCUGAAACAUGUCACAUUCAAGUUGAUAAAAAGUUAUAUCAGUUGAAGAUGUACUUCUUCUGUUGGUCUGUACAUUCUUUCUAUCUGGUGAAUAAAAAAUGGCAUUGAGAUCAA